Dendrobium catenatum is the source of this 804-nucleotide messenger RNA. Its product is annotated as putative disease resistance protein RGA3. The record is from RefSeq and is a predicted model, not a curated record. Bases 1 to 804 code for a protein of 267 amino acids. NCBI's taxonomy places the organism in Eukaryota, Viridiplantae, Streptophyta, Magnoliopsida, Asparagales, Orchidaceae. The transcript is spliced from 4 exons. Gene Ontology annotation, biological process: defense response to fungus. Gene Ontology annotation, molecular function: ADP binding.
AUGGCAGAAAUAGUAGCCACCAGCCUCCUCAGGUUUAUCUCUGAUAAACUGGCAUCAAAAGCAAUUGCAGAGUUUGCAAUGCAGACCGGCAUGGACAAAGAAAUUCGAAAGCUUGAAAGGACUCUUUCAACCAUACAAGAUGUGCUUGAAGAUGCCGAAGUUAGGCAGGUGAAGGAGAAAGCUCUUAGGAGCUGGCUAAGUGAGCUCAAAGAGUUGGCUUAUGAUGCCGAUGAUGUGCUUGAUGACUUUGCCUUCAAAGCGGCAAAAUUGAAGAAAGCCAACAUGAAGAAAAAGAUUGCACUGAGGGUGAAGGAGAUCAAUGAGAGAUUAGAUGAGAUUGCAGAAGUAAGAUCUAAAUGUAUUGGCGUAAUAGGUAUUGUUGGCUUAGGAGGGCUUGGCAAGACAACACUUGCAGGAUUAGUCUACAAUGAUGAAAGGGUUUGUGGGCACUUCCAAAAGAGGAUGUGGGUUUGUAUAUCUGAGGAGUUUGAACUUAAAAGGCUUGUUAGAUUGAUUAUAGAAUCAACAACAGGAAGAGAAUUUUCUCCAAUGAACAUGGAUUCAAUGCAGAUUUCCCUUAUAAAUCAACUCCAGGAGAAGAGAUUUUUACUAGUUUUAGAUGAUGUGUGGAGUGAAAGUCAUGAAAUAUGGGAUAGUCUAAGGGCUUUGCUUACAGUUGGUGCAAAGGGAAAUUAUUUAGGACACCUGCAGACUCUCCAAAGUCUUGCGAUUGCUCAGUUGUCUUCUAGAAUGACACGGCAGCCUGAUGAGGAAUCGCGAUCCACCUUUUACCCAGUUGAUUAG